Syngnathoides biaculeatus (alligator pipefish) is the source of this 5991-nucleotide messenger RNA. RefSeq names its product protein phosphatase 1 regulatory subunit 3E. Gene Ontology annotation, biological process: regulation of glycogen biosynthetic process. Gene Ontology annotation, cellular component: protein phosphatase type 1 complex. The transcript has 3 exons. The record is from RefSeq and is a predicted model, not a curated record. Bases 1487 to 2638 code for a protein of 383 amino acids. Lineage: Eukaryota; Metazoa; Chordata; Actinopteri; Syngnathiformes; Syngnathidae. Gene Ontology annotation, molecular function: protein phosphatase 1 binding; glycogen binding.
CUGACCUUGUGAAGACUGGUAAAUUGACUUGUUAAUUAAUUGGACACGAAAAAAUUGCCACUAAUUGUGUUGUGAGUGUUGUAUUUUUUUCUCUAUGUGCCCCGCGAUUGGCUGGCAACCUGUUCAUGGUGUACCCCGCCUCCUGCCCGUUGACAGCUGAGAUAGGCUACAGGACUCCCGCAACCCUUGUGAGGAUAAGCGGCACAGAAUUUUUUUUUUUGUUGUUGUUGAAAAUGGAGUUUCCUCAAACAAAUGCAACCCUGUUAUUCAUUAUCAUAUAAAGAUUCUCUUUAUUGUAUUCUGUCACUCAGGUUUUCUUGACCAGUUAGCAUAACAGCUAAUGGAGCUAGCAAGUACUUGAAGCAGAAAAACUAAUAUUGAAAUGGCUUUGCAAAAAAAUGAAAAAAAUAGUAAUGCAAACAUUAAAUUAGCAAAAAGAUUUAUUGUUAAAUAUUGAUGAAAUCCCGUGUGUGUUUUUCAGGUCAUGUACUAUCUGUAAGAGAGGGUUGCUACAAAAAGCAAAACGUAUAUGAGAAAUAUCUCUUAAAACUCUGGGGUUGAUUGAGUUCAAUACAUGAACUAUGCUGUUGUUUACCGUUUUUCUUGAAAAGAGGACCCCAAAAAAUUGUUUUUGUGUUUGUGCCUAGAAACUCUCCUUCAAUUCUGGAAUUACCAAUGAAGGUAAACUACCGUACAGUAGAUGUCAUCUUUCCAGUCGUAGCUAUACUGCGUUUCAAACAAAUGUUCAUUCAAACCAAUGCAUGAACGAUAAUGGAAACCCAACAAUUAGAAUGCAAACAUUUUUUUUUUUUUUUAAUUUGGAGCUCACGUGAACAUGAUCAGAUGAUAAGCACUCCCGAGUCUGUGCCGUUACCAUUCAUAGACACAAACACCUUGAACAUUAUAAGGUAAACAUUUUAGUUCCGCUUCAUGUUGCAAAAGAAGCCGUUACGUAUGGCGGAUGUAUGCAUACACGCAAACGUUUUGGGCGACAACAGCCGUGAUGACGUAGUCGGGUUUUUAAAAAAAAAAAAAAACACAAAUGUAUAAAACGGCGUGUGACGUCACGACCAAAAUGGGCGGAGUGUUUGUUCGGUCGGCGUCGACAUGUAUGGCGUGACCGGACCGGGAUACAAUUUUGCCAAAAGCUUGAAGCUUGAACGAGGAAGCUGAUGUUUCCUGAAGCACUGACAAAUGUCGAGUUACCCCCCAACCCCCUCACCCCGGAAAAGUUUACCACGGCGAAAUAGAUUCAUUCACGUCGUGUGUCUGAUAUAAUAUCUAUAAGGCCUAAAUGUUUGGCUCGGGGCAGCAAAGUGCAUAAAUCACGUUUUACACCAUUUUGUUGUUUGGAAGUGUGUUCCUCUCGGUCCCAUUCUGGUGUGGUCACCGCUGAUGCGAAAUGUUCAAACCAAGCGGAAACGUAAUCCGUCUAUGACCGUAAAGCUGUUGGACAGGCAGAGACCAUAACGGCCGAAGUUGAAAGAUGGAGCGCAGGCAGAGUUUGAAGCAGCAGCAGAAGAUGAGAUCCGAUGGAACAAAAGGCGCUCAGCAUCCCACGCGUCAAUUGGUCCCGAGGUCCGGAGUCGAAGUGACGCAGCCGCGGCGCCAAUCCGCGAGUGGGACACUGCCACCCGUCGGCUCGGUUUCCCCAGUCGUCGGUCGCCACACGACCACCGCGUCGGGCUCUGCAGUGCAGCGGCUGCAGCGUUGCAUGGAAGCAGAGCGCGCGCGACCUUCCGCCGACAUGCUGCCCCCGAAGACGUGCCUGCCCAGGAACUACAGCUGCAUCGCCGGGCUCUUCGGCAGCCUGGCCGCGGCGAAUCCUCGACUGGAAGAUGGUGACGAUUUGGACAUCAUGAACGGCACCUGCGAGCCCGCCGAGAGCCCCGUGGUGGACGAGAGGCCGCGCGGCCGGGAGACCUUCCUCAAGCCCCCGCAGAGCCCAAGCUUGCGCCGGAGGUGCAAGUCUCUUCCCACUCCCACGGAGAGGGCCAAGUUGGAGAUCUCCCGCAGCCGAAGUCCAACAAGUCAGAAAAAAGUGCGCUUCGCGGACUCUCUCGGCCUGGAGUUGAUAUCCGUGAAACACUUCGACGACUCUGACGAGCCGGAGGUGCCCGAGCGCAUUUUGGCCAAGUUACCCAAAUGCACGGACGUGAACCACGCGGCCUCCACGAAAUUCCCCCGACCCCUCGCGCAGUCCGUUUUCAUGGAGCUGCAGUUCACCAGCCCGGGCGCCCUUCCGGGCUUCGAGCAGAAGGUGCGGGAGGUCAAAGUGCUGCUGGAGAGCGUCGAGACCGGCGAGUUCAGCCUGUCGGGCUUCGUGCGCGUCUUGAACCUGGCCUUCGAGAAGAGCGUCUCUCUGCGCUACUCCCUCAACAACUGGAUCACCUUCAUGGACAGCUUGGCGUCCUACGUGCCGCACUCGAGCGACGGUGCCACCGAUCGCUUCUCCUUCAAAGUGGUCAUGCCCACCUACAUGGAGAACGGCGGCACGCUGCAGUUCGCCAUCAAAUACACGGUCGACGGCGAGGAGUUUUGGGACAAUAACAACGGGAAUAACUACAAAGUGCGGCGUCACCGGUUCAAGAUGUCGCCUCCGAAGGAGUGGGAGAACGGAUGGAUCCACUUUAUUUAGGAUCAGACGCGCACGGCGUGUGUGCGUUCAUUGCAAACCCCCCCACCCCCCCACGGUACCUUUUCAAAUGACUAACGUGUAUAAAUGGGCGUUAUUUGUGUCUGCGCGCGCGAGAGUAAGGGUUAAAUACACGCAGUAUCAAAUAGACGUGGCGUGAGCUUUUAAGGUGCCCGAUGAGGGUUAAUUUGCCUUGAUGUCAGGGCUCAGUUCAGCUCGGUGCCCUUUGGGAGGGCACGACCACGUUAUGUAACGUGGAAACACGUGAGGAAGGGGAGGGGGGCGUGCGGGUCCACUCCAUCUCCGCUCUUUGCAGGAGAUGCUGCAGCCUCUAUUGUUGUGAGGUGUUUUUUUUUUUUUUAUUAUUUUUUUAGCUUUGUACGGAUAGAGCAGUAUGGCCCAUAAUUAUAGGGAGGAGGGGCACACAAUGUGACGUUGAUGCCUUGAAGGUGUAGCUUGCUUUGGGGCGGGGGCUAAUAAAAGCCUAAUCGAACGCACAUUACCUUCCACAGCUCAUUCAUCUAUUAUGUCAUGCCAUCAAAUGCCUUCGAAAAACAUGGUAUAGCAAGCAGCGCUUUUGAUAUUUUUAAUUUUUCUCACUAAGCAUAUUUUUUCCAAUGACUACAUAUUUUGUUGCCAUAGAACUACGCCCCCCCGAAAAAAAUUGCAGUUUUGGCCCUUCUAUUGUGUUAAGAGAGUGUAGCUUCUAUCUAAAACACUAAAACCUCCACGAUAUUACCUCUUAACCCAUUCCCUUUUGAAAGUAGUGUAAGGGGACAUGUUGACUGAGAAAUGGUUAUCUUUUGAAUAAAAGUAUAUUUUUAACAAAUAGCAUGCCCCCCUUCCCUCUGACUUCGAAGCUAGUUUUCACUGGUGAUUGUUUUCUGUGAGUUGUCGUCACAAGAAGAAAGCGAGUGUAAAACAUCACUUUCUUUGAUAUAUUUGUGUUGUCACUGUUGAGAUGGAGUGCAAUGCUCUAAUAUUGUUCAACAUUUAUAGUGGAGUUUUCCCGAAUUUUACAGAUCAAGAUUAGGAAUAUGGUCCUCCCUGUUGACCCAAGUUUACUCAAAUCUAUCCUUGACAAAGUCAUGACACAGAAUCUUCAUUUACUGCAAGAAAAGAUGAAUACAAUAGCAAUUUUGCAAGGAAUUGUCUGGCUGCUUUAUAAUUUAAAACAAUGGCUUUGUGGCAUUUUAACUAGGGCUAAAUGGACUUGUAACAAAAUAUAUUUUGUGUCCCAACCAGAAGUUUGGCAAUUUUUUUUUAAAGAGCUUUCUAUUCACUUGACUUGUCUUCCAAAUUGCACUUCUUAUCAUAGAUUUGGUCUUUGUGGGUUACAGCUUUGCUCACAUUGAUUUUGGUUUCAGUGUUGCUCACCCUUGGCGUGUCAAUGUGUGUGCAAUGCUAUCACGGUUAUCUGUAAGUGCAAGUCAGAGCACUUUUUAAAAUUCUCUCCGUCUCUGCUCCGAACAUUGUGUUGUUUACAUUACAGCAGUCUCGGAGGGGAGCUCUUCAUUUAAUGAUGCAAUUUGGUUGAUGUGGACAUAAAAAGUUUUCCAGUAAGCACUUAGCUUUUGGAGCACAUCCACUGUGAAGCGCCCAAUCCAUUUUGGAACAACAACAACAACAAAAAAUAUGUUUCAUGGUUCAAUAUUUGACUGCUAAGCAUUUUGGAACAAAGUUUGCCUAUGUAGCAUUAUCGCACACUGUAUGUUAUUCAAACGUGAUGUGGAAAGUCGGCUGCUUGUUUUGUUAGGAAAGUGUAUUUGCACAUUGUUAAAGUCGAGUCCGUUCAAGCAUCCAUGCAAAGUAGCAAAGUUCAGAACAUGAGAUGCAUCAAUAAUUCAACAAGAUGGCUAGUGGUUAUGUUUUGUAAGUUUAGUCAACCAAAUUUAAAAAGCAACUCUUUCUACAGUUGAUAUUAUUGCUUCUUAAUUGCAAGUACAAAGACAUUAUUUCAACACGCUAGCCAGCUGUUGUUAUUGAUACAUCCCCAAUGAAGGGCUGACGCAGAUAUUAAUUUUAACUGUUUAAAUAAUGCUUCUCAUCCGAGCUCACAGAUGUAUGUAUAUGUGUACUGUAUUAUAAAUGUCAAUGUCUCAUAUUGAAUGUCUUCAUAGUACUGUUUGCAAUGUGUGUACGAAACAUCUUAGAACCAGGGAUGCAAAUCGCUUCAGUUUUGUCCUUUGGACUUUCUCUACAAAAACCCAAAUUGAAAGCACUCAGUCAGAUCAUGACGUGAUUAUGAAAACAUCAGUUGGGGAAAUGAAAAAUUCACAAUGUAAUUGAACGGAGACCCGUUGCACCAUUGCAAGUGUGUGUUGCCUUACUGUUUGAAGAGGUUACUAAGAGGUGAAACUGUGUAAGUCCUCGUUUGUGGGGGGAAAAAUGUGAUUGCAGAGAGCCAGAAAUAUGUCCAGUGACACUCGUCAAAUGGCGAGAAGUAUGAGCGCCUUAAUAUUGUAGCCGGUGCUGGGUGAGUUCACGCCGUGCCAUUUAAUGCACUUUGAAGGUAGGAUGAGGAAAGAGACAGGGUUGACCGUACGUACAUGAGGCAAUAGCUUUUCUUGUGAAAAUCGGUUCUGCAAUAUGCUCCCAUCUUUUCCAAAUUCACUUUGUUCUUUCACGGGCGCUUUAAAACCUUGGGUUGUUAUUUGGGCAAAUGCGGGAGUGUCCGCCUAGUGAUUAUUUUCCUAUGCAACCCUUUUAACGUAACAUCUGCUGUGUCUUAAAAUGUUGUUUUGUCUCUGAAUGUUCACCAUGUUUGCAUGCACGCACAAGUGAAACAAACAUUUAUUUUUCUGUUUAACCAUAGAAGCCACUAUUUUAUUAAAUAAAUACUCAAUAAAAAGGUUGUAACAAAUGCUCAAGGUAGUUGUUCGUUUUUCCUCGGUACUGAAGGUCUAGCUAUAUACUGCAGCGUGUUUCAUAAUUGAGUUAUGUAUAAACAUUUUGUGCUCAUGUUAGAUUGUGAUGUGCAGUGCGUGACUGGAGAGCUGCAAAUGUGGCACUUGUCAGUCGAGCAGAUCAUUUUGCAAGGCCUCCUGGUGGUCCCAAAUGGUACAGCGGCACGUGCACUGCAGUGUGCUGCUACCAUCGCCAUUGCCGACAUGGCUGCAGUCAUGUCCUUGGAAAGACUCCAGACUGCCCCCCUAUCGCCAUUUAUGAUAGGAGAGUUGUUGGACUCGGACACAAGAGUUUCAUGAAAGCAAGCAGUAGGAAUGUUGUCACAUUAUGUCACAUGACACUUUCGUCCAUCAAACCUAAGCCUAUCAGAAACAAUACUUGUCACUCAUACAUUCGGUAUUAUCACAAAAUAAAAAAGCCAACUCAGUGAUGGCUCAUAAAUCAUCACU